AAUAUCGUGCAAAGUGUGGCCACAAUCUUCCUCAGCAGCGCCACAGCUGAUAGCAUCCACGCCACGCUGCAUCGAGGCAGUAAUUCAUGCAAAAGGGGCCCAAACCAAGUACAGAGUGCGUAUGCAUGGUUAUACUUAUUCUAAUUUUCCGAGUAUCACCUGCUGCUUCAUUUCCAUAGCGCAUGCUCUGUGCCGUUUCUCAUGGUUACGUUUCCUCGGUCAUUCCAAACUCGAACAAAGGAAGGCCGGGCACAUCCCGAUGCGUUUGAUAAUCGGGAUACUGUUGACUCGUGAGGAGGAGACUGACAAUGGCAGAUAUAUGGCGCCAGCUGCCGGGGGGCGGCUCACUCGAGUUAUCAGCGGUUUUUGGCCCGGAGUCUGACGCCACGGGAGGCUGGCCGGAUCAAUGAGCUGCAAUGAUUGUCUCAGUCCAAAUAUUAGCCGUUUUGUGGAUGUCUUUGAUGUCUUUAAGGCUGUUUGCUCCACUUUAUCUAAAUUACAGCCGUUAGAAAGUUGGCAGACGGGGGCGCGCGCCAGGAAAUCGAGCCGGCGGCUGGUUUCGGGGAGCGAGCAGAUAAACGCGUCGUCCGGCUCCCAGGUGCGAGUCGCCGUUUCCAGCGACGAUUAAUGAACUCGUGUGACGAUAAAAUGUCGCGAGGCCCUGCGCGCGUGCAGCUGGGCCCCGCUGUGACUAAAGCAGAAGUCUCCGGUUAUUGUUUAACAUCCAAUCACUUAGUGAGCCGUUACAUACACGAGCGUUUAUUGCUAUCUCAUCCCACAGUGGAUUUCACAGGAAAACACCAAACAUUCAAAUCAGGAGUUAAUCCCACUUGAUUGAGCUGCAACGUUGGGGCCGUGGAUCGCAGUCGGCCUCUAUUACACUGUUAAGAUAAGGCUGCGGCCCGUUUGGCUACACAAAGGUGUGUGUGGGGGUAUAAAAGCAGCGCUGCGUGCUGUCUGUGCUCUGUUCACGUGGGUUUUCCAUCUGACAUUCAACAUUUGUUCAACAUUUUUAAAAACAAUGUUGCCAAAGAAAUGUUAUUCACACAAGUGCAUCAUCGCGCUCUUUGCCUAACUGUCUCACUUCAGCGUGGUGCCAAACCACGGGGAAUGUCUUUUUGCAUAAAGCAAUGAUACCGAUCUCUGGCUGGGACAACCUAAACAGUUUGGACAGCUACCCUCGUGGGCCAAUCCGCUGACUUGUGACAUGAUACUUCCUGGAGCAAAACCAGUGAGAACUAUCAUUUCAAAUCACACGUAUCUUCUCUUUGAAAGCCCGGCUCUAAUGCAAAAUCUCCUCAAAGUUACCAUUAAAUCAUCUCAGACUGCUAACAGACAAGGUCACGAAAACGCUGGACGCUCCUGCUGUGUAACAGUGCAUGUGCUCUUAUAUUUCAUUUAUGUGAAAACGUAUUUCUUAUUGUGCCGAGUUACACAUAUCACUGUGCUAAUACAUAUAUGACACAGCAGCAUGCAGAUACUGCAACAAUAAACGGAUGUUCACUCAUUAUUCGGCCAUGAUCCAGUAACAUGAUUUUGCAUGCAAGUUUUGAUUGAGGUGCUUUGGGUAAAUGCAAACAGUUUUGAGCUGAGUAGGAGUGUGACUUUUACUCAAACAUUAUGGGCGGUGUACACUCUUAGGAGUGUGACCGUGAGGAGGCUGAAGUGUGAGCGGGCCCGUACUUGCAUUUUCAGACCCAGCUACUCUCAGCGCCGGCUCUGUUCCAUUACAUUCGUCUGUUUUCUGAUUACCUGUUUGCGUCGCGUCGAUUCUUCUGAAACACAAUUAUCUCCCCUCUCCUGUCAUCCGACCACUGUGGAGUUCGUUAAGAACUGCGUGCAAGCCAAUCAGAAACGGCCGCCGGCCACCUGCAGGAAGUUGGCCGUCCACUUAUCUCCUCCCUCCUUCGGCUGCAGACAGAUAACAGCAGCAACAGUUGAACAGAGUGGCAGCUCCUCAGCAACCUGAUGGACACUAAAACAGUGUAACGGUCUCCCGAGCAGCUCGGAAACAGGCUCUGGUCGUUGUGUUUCGGGACUGGCUGAGCAGAGGUUAGCGCGGCUCAUAAAAAGUUGCUGUGAUAGAAAGAGGAAGGCUGCGGGACUAAAGACGCGAAGCUCUCCCCUAGUUUGGAUCCAGUGCGCAGCAGCGGUGAUCGGCAUCAUGAGCGUCCCGCUUUACGCACCGACCCCAAUUCAGCCGGCACACCCGACCCCCUUCUACAUCGAGGACAUUCUGGGGAGGACCUCCACCACCACCUCCACAUCUCCGUCCUAUUCUUCAUCGCCAACGUCUUCAUCUUCCUGCUCCACUCCGGUCAUCCCCACGCCGACUCUCCCGUCUCCCAACUCGUCCUUCAAAAGUUUGAUCUCGCCGUACAGAACCCCGAUUUAUGAACCCACGCCGAUCCACCCCGCGCUGUCCCACCACGCUGCGCUGACGGCGACGUACGCCUCGGCGGGGGCUUUCACCGGCUCCUUUUACCCGUUUCACCAGCAACACCACCGCUCCAUGGGGGAGUACGCACAGGCGCUGCUCAGGCACGACCCUCUCGGGAAGCCUCUGCUGUGGACGCCGUUCAUCCAGCGGCCCUUACAUAAGAGAAAAGGCGGCCAGGUGCGCUUCUCCAACGACCAGACCAUCGAGCUGGAGAAGAAGUUUGAGACACAGAAGUACCUGUCACCUCCAGAGAGGAAACGCCUGGCCAAGAUGCUGCAGCUCAGCGAGAGACAGGUUAAAACCUGGUUCCAAAAUCGACGUGCGAAGUGGCGAAGACUAAAACAGGAGAAUCCUAAGAGGGAGGUGGAGGAUAACAGUUCCAGAGGUAAGAAAGGAGAUGAGAUGAUAGAGGCUGCCGGAAUCCAGAACCAGGAGCAGAGGCAGCCAGGCUCGGCCCCCGAGUUGGCGCAAGCGGGACACUGUGUGUCCCGACAGCAGGCCCACACAGAGCUGGACUCUGACGUGUCAGACGACACAGACCAAGAACUGGACAUAGAGGACGACGAGGACUUCACACUAAACCCCCAGUUCUGAAACACAGGCUCCAUAAAGAUCUGCCUCAGACACUGAAGCUCUCAUGCGUCGCUGUAACUCCUUCCUCCUCCUCCUCCUCCUCCUCCUCCAGCCUGGUGACUUGCAGAUUGAUAGACUGGUUCCGGAUGUAAUACUAAGACAAGUCAGCCCCUCAAACCCGAGUGCCUUUCAUCAGAACUGUCUUCUUUGUUGAACCUGUGUACAUAUGCGUAAUGUUCUGUGUGUGUGUGUGUGUGUGUGUGUGUGUGUGUGUGUG
This is a messenger RNA of Pundamilia nyererei, 3290 nucleotides long. RefSeq names its product hematopoietically expressed homeobox (gene hhex). The coding region runs from base 2165 to 3034 and encodes 289 amino acids. Gene Ontology annotation, molecular function: RNA polymerase II cis-regulatory region sequence-specific DNA binding; DNA-binding transcription factor activity, RNA polymerase II-specific. Gene Ontology annotation, biological process: cell differentiation; regulation of transcription by RNA polymerase II. The record is from RefSeq and is a predicted model, not a curated record. Lineage: Eukaryota; Metazoa; Chordata; Actinopteri; Cichliformes; Cichlidae. The transcript has 4 exons.